AUGCUUAGAGGUCUAUCUACAGCAGCAAAGGCUAGCGGGUUUCAACUCUCAUCUUUAUCAAAUGGUCUAAGAGUGGCUACAUCUAGUGUUCCGGGACAUUUUAGUGCUUUAGGGCUAUACAUCAAUGCAGGUUCGAGAUAUGAAAAGAGAAAUCUAAAAGGAUGUACUCAUAUCCUAGAUAGGCUGGCGUUUAAAUCGACUCAACAUAUAGAUGGACGUACAAUGACCGAAACGUUAGAACUAUUGGGUGGGAAUUAUCAAUGUACAUCAUCAAGAGAAACAAUGAUGUAUCAAGCCUCUGUAUUUAAUAAUGAUGUUGAUCAAAUGUUAAGAUUAAUGGCAGAAACGGUAAGAUUCCCAAAUAUUUCUCAACAAGAAUUAGAUGAACAAAAAUUGGCUACACAAUAUGAAAUUGAUGAAAUCUGGUUAAAACCUGAUUUAAUCCUGCCUGAAUUAUUACAUACUACAGCAUUUGCAGGUGAAGCCUUAGGUUCUCCUUUAUUAUGCCCAAGGGAAUUAAUUCCAUCAAUCUCAAAAUAUUAUCUGAAUGAUUACAGAAAUAAAUUUUAUGUACCAGAGAAUACCGUUGCCUCAUUUGUCGGUGUCGAUCAUGACGUGGCAUUAAAAUAUGCUGAUAAAUAUUUGGGUGAUUGGGAAUCAACUCAUCCACCUAUUGUUAAAGAAGCAGCUCAUUAUACUGGUGGUGAAACUUGUAUUCCACCUGCACCAACGUUUGGUAAUUUACCUGAAUUAUAUCAUAUCCAAGUUGGAUUCGAGGGGCUCCCUAUCGAUCAUCCAGACAUUUAUAUCUUGGCAACAUUACAAACUUUGUUAGGUGGUGGUGGUUCUUUUAGUGCAGGUGGUCCAGGGAAAGGUAUGUACUCGAGAUUGUAUACACAUGUGUUGAAUCAAUACUAUUUCAUUGAAAACUGUAUAGCAUUCAAUCAUUCGUAUUCAGAUUCAGGUAUUUUUGGAAUUUCAAUCUCUUGCAUCCCUGAGGCUGCUGCACAAGCUGUUGAAAUAAUUGCAUUACAAUUUAGUAAUCUGUUUGCUAAUGAUCAAUUGAAAUUAUCUAACGAAGAAGUCUCAAGAGCUAAAAAUCAAUUGAAAUCCUCGUUAUUAAUGAAUCUUGAGUCCAAAUUGGUAGAAUUGGAAGAUAUGGGAAGACAAAUAUUGUUACAUAACCGUAAGAUCCCAGUAAGUGAGAUGAUCCAGAAGAUAGAGGAAGUGACUCCUGAAGAUAUCGAGAGAGUCGCCAGAACCGUCUUUACUGGAAAUGUGAAGAAUUUGGGUCAAGGUACUGGCAAACCUACUGUCGUCAUGCAAGGUAACAGAGAAGCUUUCGGUGAUAUUGAAGGCGUAUUUAGACAUUAUGGCCUAGGUAAAUAA
Maudiozyma saulgeensis is the source of this 1389-nucleotide messenger RNA. Lineage: Eukaryota; Fungi; Ascomycota; Saccharomycetes; Saccharomycetales; Saccharomycetaceae. The record is from the annotation of a GenBank genome assembly.